Clupea harengus (Atlantic herring) is the source of this 1975-nucleotide messenger RNA. RefSeq names its product dynein axonemal heavy chain 1-like. Lineage: Eukaryota; Metazoa; Chordata; Actinopteri; Clupeiformes; Clupeidae. The transcript has 5 exons. The record is from RefSeq and is a predicted model, not a curated record. The coding region runs from base 820 to 1647 and encodes 275 amino acids.
AGGGACAACAUAUAACACAACAAUAACAUAUAACACAACAAUAGUAGGCCUACAACUAGCUAAAAAAAAGUGCGGUUUACAAGUACUUCCCUGAAGUGCUUUACAAUAAAUACAGUAACAAUUUUGUUUAUACGUAUAAGGUGACUGAGAUUGAUUAAAAUCUGUGGAUGUCCAGACAGAAAUGAACCUGACUACGAAUGAUAAAAUCACUUGCUAGUUGCAAAUCGUAUACUGAAAAACUGAAAGACAGAAUUUUUUAGAUAUACAAACUUUCAAACCCACACCAUUAUUUCUGCUACACAGUGCCUUGACAACCGUUACCAUGUUUAAAGUUUACUUGGAAACAGAUUUCACGAGGACAGGAAGAAGUUGAAGAAGUUGAGAAGUCAUUACAGAUUUGUUGAAAACUUAAAAGCUGUCCAUCCCAACUAUUUAGAGGUAUUAUAUCGCUGUAGUUCUUUUAUUGUAUGGUGUUGAAUUUAGCUUAACUGUUUAUGAAUAUCAUUUCUAGCGACCGCCGCCUCUAUAAUUCGCUGACUAUCUAGGAUUGCUAGGUUAGCAGACUAGCAAUCAGGUAACUUAACCCUGCCUAACACUUCUGGAAACAAAUCUGACAUGUCUUUCAAACCUUACCGUAACACUAUAACAGGGUCAAUUGGCUAAUUUGCUUUUAACAUGGCAAAAGAUCUGUUAUUUCCCCGAACGCUACACGUUUAAAAUGAAUAUCCUUACAUGUACUGUAGUAGUAGCGUAUCAAAUGAUAUCUGACUCUUAUUUUUAAAGUUCUAUCAUGAGUAUUCGUUGGGAGACUCUGUGAGGAUGGAUUCAAGACUGGAGAAGCAAAACCAUCCCCAUGGGUUUGGGGUAUCCCUGCCCCGCCUUCCCAGUAAGCAAUUGGAUCUCAAACCUGCCCCAUCGCAAUCUCACCGGAACAUACUUCCGCCGGUCAGGACGUACCCUUUGAUUGAACAAAAGGGGUUCUACUCUGAACUCAUCACUACAUCAGCCAAGCCUCGACUUCAGUCUUAUACCCAUGGACCACAGACUCAGCAGAGUUUACUAUGCCAAGCAGGAUAUGAAUGGAACACCCCAAACGUCACAACUUUCUGCACCCCUCCGGAGCUGCACAGCAUUGUGGAUAAGGAGAAGCAUGGCCCCACCACUCAGCAGUCGCUGCUGACCGACUUCCCCUCAUCGUGCUACACUGCCAAGGUGCAGCUGCCCUACCAGUGCCAACAUGGAAAACUGCCCCGCAAGAUCGAGAUUGAAAGACGGAGGCGAGAGUAUCUUACGAUGGACCUUUCUGAGCUGUUGGCAGAACAGGGCAUUGACUCCAACCUCUUAAUCCCAAGACACCGGAUAAAUGUGGAAAGCACAGAUAAACCAAAUGACCCCGCUCUCUCUGUGUCAAACUACCUGACCCUGGAGAUAUUUGACAAUGAGGAGUUUGACUGCCGCACCCCUCAGGACUGGCUAGCCUUAGGCAUUGAGCCUGGGUCUGCUGAGAGGAAGCCAGUCCCUGCUAAAUCCUUGCUGCCCAAUUAUGACAAGAUUCCAAAUGGCAAGUUUGCUUGUGAAAUUUGGAACCAUGGAGCAUGCAGUUCAGCCUUUUCCCAAGGAUGUUUUGCAUGCUUGGCCAUCGUGUAAUUGCGAAAAUAUAUCUAAAAUUAAUGACAGACUAAUUCCUGACUCUCUCCCUCUGUCACUCUUUCAGCAUCUCUUCCACUUCCUUGUGUUUCUUUCUUUAACUGUCAAUUUAUCUUCUCAUCUUUUUCCACCUAAUUGCUCCCCCCUUUUGGAUUAUUUUUGAUUUUUGUUUCAGACUUAAAAAGUCCAUCUAUGAUAUACUCCUGGCAUUCCGUUGGGGUUUUAGACUACAACCCGGUGAAAAAACUCUACUUGGUUCAUAAGGCUGACCUUAACGGCAGGGUGAGAGACAGCAAAGGAAAGCCAAUUCUAAGGUCCAAAGAGAGAG